AUGGGUCCCAGAUAUACAAUCGAGGAACUAAUCCUCAUAAAAAACUCCCCAUUAGUCGAGAAACCACCCUCGUUACCUCCAUUAGAAGAAUGGAUGGGUUCGCCUCUACCAACACGGCCUACGCCGGCACCGAGAAAGCCCGGCGAAGAGCUUGGCAUAGAUGAUAAGGAUAGUCGCAGGACCGGGUUUGGCCACACAUCUCGAGGAUCAGAUGACUUGAUUUCAGGAACUAGCUCAUCGAAACCAACAUUCACGUCUACGCACUCACGUAAGCCCUUCGGAAACGACCACGAUGCAUUCUCAUCGUCGACGUCUGAUAGCAAUACCCGCUUCUCUCACUUCACUUCUUCAAACCGUGAUGACGAUGAUAAGAACACUUCGACCACCCCACGCAUCGAUAGAUUCUCUUUUAACAAAUUUGGACUGCAGAGGGAUACCAAUACCACGCAUCGUAACGACAGGAACGACCGUGGAUUUGGAAGAACCGGCGAUGACACUCGCCGCGACAGGGAUGAUAAUAAUAAGCUUGGCACUACCACCCGCCCCAGAUUUGGUGCUAAAGACGGCGACGAGGGUGGUUGGAAUACCGUGACGAGACCUCGAAAAUCAUUCGGCCAUAAUGACGACGGAGAUAAAUUCAGGCGAGAGCAUGGAAGAAUUAGCGACAAUAACAACAACAAAGACCGGGACAAUAAGGACCGAACAAACAGAUAUGAGCCAUUUUCGAAAGAUAGGACCGAUCGUGAUCGCGAUCGUGACGGUGAAAGGACUAACGUCACUAGCUGGAAGGAUCGGGAUCAUAAUAAACGACAGGGCGGGAAAGCACGGGAGGAGGGAAGUUGGUUCUUAACUGAUGAAGAGCGCGCGAUCAGAAAUGCGAUCAAAGAAAAAGAGUUCCGCGAACAACGUGAACGCAAUCGAGAUUUUGGCAAUGGAGGCCCCAGACAUGACCGAGACCACGACCAGGAGCAUCGGCCGCGAGGUAAUCGUGAGACGUUUGGAGACUCGAAGAAUUUUGGCCGAGGUUUCGAGAGACAAGAAAAGGAGCCCGAAUGGAUGGAUGCUACACCUGGGGAUGAUGGAAAAGAGUUUAAGGCCCAUUCGACUGAAGAAUUUCAGCGUUGGAAAGCAGCUAUGAAAGCGAAGAAUCAACCUCAGCCCGCACGACAACAAUCUCAGCCAGUUGAGGAGAAACCUGCGGCAAAGGAACAGAAGGAUGAGGAGAUCGUAUUCAAGUCCAAGGCCGAGAAACGAGCUACAGCUUUAGAAGAGGCACAAGCAGAGCCUGUUGAAGAGCCGCCUACACCUUCGGUUGCAGAGAAUGGAGUCGAUAGGUUUUGGGGGUGGAAUACCUCGUCGACUAGCCUUGCGUCUAAAACCGCUAGCGAUGGUGGCGCAAAGUUGCCCGCUGUACCUCCUGGGGAGAAAACACCCGCUGUUGAACGAUCUUCCAGAUUCCGCAAUUUCUUCAAUGCGCCGACUCAAGAGGCCGCCGAACUUCCGGCUACUCCAGUUCAGAAUGGUAGUCAAGAGCAACUUAUGCAACUUCAGGCCCAGCAAGUACAGCAGAUCCAUCAGCAGCACCAGACUUUGCAGAAGCAGAUUGGGCAAGCUCAACAGGCCCAACAAGCUCAACUACCACAACAGCAACAGCAACAAUUACAACAACAAUUACAGCAGCAGUUACAGCAGCAGUUACAGCAACAGCAGCAGCAGCAGCAACAACAACAGCAGCAGCAGCAGUUACAACAGAACAUCUCCCAAUACCAGCAAUAUCAAAACCAACUGUUACAGCACUCGAACCAGUCUCAGAUGAGCCAGGCUUCCGCUCUUCAACAACAGCAGCAAGCCGCAAAGGACAAGCAACUCGAGGCGACCUCGAAGGAGGACCGAGAGGGAUUCAACAAUAUCCUGCAAAUGCUGGGACGGGCUCGUCUAUCGUCGCCCCCUAAUGCCGAGGCACAGAAUGCCUUUUUGUCGAUUUUGGGAGCACCUUCACAACAGGGCACACCGGUCUCUCAUACUCACCCGACUCCUCCUGCUAGUCAUCCGUCGAACAAUCUUCCUGGGCCGCCACCACAACAGCCACAGCCCCAUAGCAACGUGAAUAGACUCCCGAGUGCUCUGCAGUCUGCCCAAACCGGGUCGGGUAAUGGGAAUGAAACUAUUCUAAAGCUCUUACGUCACUCGGAUAUGCCUACACCACAAGGACCGCCGCCGCCGCCGCCAUUCCUUCAGGACUACCACACCCCAAAUGGGCCUCCGGUUUCCAUUAGCCCUCCCGCGGUUCAACGCGGUAGCAAAAAUAGCGUCGCAGCUGCUUUGAAUGAUCCUGCAAUCAGGGCCAUUGGACGUCCAGGAGACGGUGGACCGCCCGGGCUCCCGAAAAACCUAUACCACGAGCCACCACAGCAUGUUCGAAGUCCCUCCCAGAUCCUCGAAGCCCACCAUCGGGGCUUUCCCGGAAUGGACAUCCGCCCUCCACCUGGCAUGGACCGGAACACUCCAUUAGAAGUUCAAAAGGCCAACUACCUGAAUGAGCAACCGCAGCGAGCAAUUGAUCCACGUCACCUUGAGCUUCUUCACAACGAGCAACGGCGUAGACUCAUUGAGCAACAAAUGCAGAUGAAUGCCGCGGGUGUUCAAGAUCUCCAACAUAGGAACUUCGCGCCAAACCCGCCUCCUAGGCUAGAGCAACGGGUUCCCCCUCAACCACAAGUACCACAGAAUACAGAUCAAGGUCCACCAAUGGGCAUGCCAGGUAUGGGAGGAGAUAAUGUACAAAUUCCCGGGAACUGGGCACCAGGACCGCAACAACAUCCAUCACAGCAAAACCAGUCUGGACCUGCCAGUAACACAAACCAGCAGCGCCCACCACCAGGCUUUUUCCAACGAGGACCCGGUGGGCCGCCUGUACCCGCAAAUGGCGGAAGUGUUAACGGUCCUGGCGGUCCUGGCCCAAUGCCACCACUGCCAUUCUAUGGACCUGGACCAGGAUUGGGUAGUAUGCCACCAUUGCCUUUUGGGCAACAUGGUAUGCCACCGCCGCCCAACAUGCCCAACAUGCCGAACAUGCCGAACAUGGCAACUUUCCCGUUCCCACCACCACCCGGACCCGGUGGACCACCCCCACCUAUGCCACCUCAAGGAUUCCCACCCUUUCCUUUUCACGAGGGUAUGAUGCCGUUUGGCGCUGGACCAGAUGGCUUGAGGAGUCCACAACACCAACAUCUGGGAGGUGCUCCUCCUGGAAUGUUCAGCGGAAGAUAA
This is a messenger RNA of Orbilia oligospora ATCC 24927, 3270 nucleotides long. RefSeq lists its product as uncharacterized. Bases 1 to 3270 code for a protein of 1089 amino acids. NCBI's taxonomy places the organism in Eukaryota, Fungi, Ascomycota, Orbiliomycetes, Orbiliales, Orbiliaceae. The record is from RefSeq and is a predicted model, not a curated record. The transcript has 5 exons.